CUCCGCCUUCCUCACUUCCCUAAAGCCCAGUAUAAGGGCGUGUGUGGGGCGCAGGGGCCAGGGCACUGUGCGGAGGCCCCUAGCUCUCAGGAGAGUCCCUGCUUGUCUAUGCUGGGGCCACCCCAGAGGCUGACAGCCCAGGAGGACGCAACCCAGGAGCCACUUGGAGGCUGAGCAGACAAUGCCAGGGCUCCCUCACCUGGCCCUGGCCCUGGCCCUGGCCCUGAUCCAGGCAGUCUCUGCUCUCCAGAUGGAGGACGACGUGCCCCAUCUGCAGAGCCCAGAGGCAGGGCUGUGCUCGGGCCCAGGUGGCACUUGGAGGCAGGAGGGAGCAUCGGCCCUGGGCCAGGAGGCGAUUCCUACAAUGAGAAACGAGGCCAAGGCUCUGCAAGAUCAAGAGGAUUCGCUAUGCCCUAGGGAGGAGGACACUGUUCUGAUCCAGGGGGGCCCAAGGUGCCCAAUCCACCACUACCUGCUGGUGCGGACCCCUAAGGUGUUUAAUCAAGCUAAGAACAUCUGCAAGAGAUGCUAUGGGGGCAACCUGGUCUCCAUCCACAACUACAGGGCCAACCAUCACAUCCUCCUGCAUGCCAGCAAGAUCAACCAGGCCCAGGUCUGGAUUGGAGGCUUCCUCAAAGGCUGGUUCCUGUGGAAAAAGUUUCGCUGGACAGAUGGCAGCAGCUGGAAUUUUGGAUACUGGGCCCCAGGGCAGCCUGGGAAUGGGAAAGGCUCCUGCGUGGCCCUGUGUACCAAAGGGGGCCACUGGCGACGUGCCCGGUGCUACAAUCGCCUGCCCUUCAUCUGCUCCUACUAGACCCUGCCUGGAAGAGAGCUUCCUGCCUCAGCCUCCUGGCUUGUGCCAUAAACCAAGCUUCCCACAGCAGGCC
Molecule: messenger RNA, 887 nt
Organism: Cavia porcellus (domestic guinea pig)
Lineage: Eukaryota; Metazoa; Chordata; Mammalia; Rodentia; Caviidae
Gene: Prg3
Product: proteoglycan 3, pro eosinophil major basic protein 2
Exons: 6
Coding region: 182-814 (210 amino acids)
Biological process (GO): immune response
Source: RefSeq, a predicted model, not a curated record